UUAGCUUAUGUGACGUAUCGAGAUACUCGAAAAAUUAGUGGCCUUAAAGACCAAACUGUUAUAGUUGUGAAAGCUCCUCCAGAAACAAGACUUGAAGUGCCUGACCCAGUGGAGCGUGCAUUGAUACGUUUCUCUAGUACUCAAGGACCUAUUGAAGUUUACCUGUGCCCAGAGGAAAACGAUGCCCUCAGUCCAAUGAAAGCCUAUAGUCAGGACCACAACGGAAAUAUUUCCAAAACCAUUUCCAAAGAAGCGGCUUCUGCUAACUCAGGACAAGGUGACUGCUCAGUAAAUAGGGCAACAAUCUCUCCGUUGGCUUCUCCAGCCAACCUUCUCCAGCAGACCGAGGACCAAAUUCCCCCAAACUUUGAAGGACCCUUUGUGAAUUUGCUGCCUCCUCUGCUUCAGGAAGAUUAUUUGCUGAGCCUUGGGGAUGAAGAAGGCAUCAGUGACCUCUUUGAUGCUUACGAUUUAGAGAAGCUUCCUUCAUUGGUGGAUGAAUUUCUAACAGCUGAUUGUCUUAAACGCUGUCCGUAUCUAAAUCGUGGUUUUAACGGAAUGAACAAACCUGCCAUCAUUCCGAGUUGUCCCCUACUUACUGUCAAAUAGCAUUAUUAAAUAAACUAGGCUCUCGAACAGUGCUGAUCUUUUAAUUAAGUACUCCCUGAAAUACUAUAAAGAACAAGGGAAGGCUUUUACAGCAAGGCCUUCUCCUUGCCCCUGAGCUCCAGUGCCUUGUGAGUCAGCAAGCGCAAGCAGGCGACCGUAAAUGUUUUGUCUUCACACUCCCCCAGUCUCUGCUUCCCCUGACAAGGGGGCUUACGGAGGAGGGCUCAAUGAACUGGUUUAGUCCUAAAUAACAAUUUUAUAAUAGUAUUUCAGGCCGUGCCUUCUGCAGAGAAUGCAUGUCU
Molecule: messenger RNA, 911 nt
Organism: Gavia stellata (red-throated loon)
Lineage: Eukaryota; Metazoa; Chordata; Aves; Gaviiformes; Gaviidae
Product: transcription factor E2F3-like
Exons: 3
Molecular function (GO): protein dimerization activity
Source: RefSeq, a predicted model, not a curated record